Rotaria sordida is the source of this 5459-nucleotide messenger RNA. The record is from the annotation of a GenBank genome assembly. Lineage: Eukaryota; Metazoa; Rotifera; Eurotatoria; Philodinida; Philodinidae.
UAUCAUUUGUUACAUCUGAAGUUUUAUUAGAAAUUCCACUUGAUUUAUCUCGAUCAGAUGAAUAUAAUUAUUUAAAUUGUUUAAAUUGGUCUAAUAAUGGAAAAUUAUUAGCUUAUGGACAUUGGUCAGGUAUUGUUUGUGUUUAUUCAUCAAAUGAUGGACAAUUAUUACAUGAAUUACCAACGAAAUCAUUAAAUCGUAAUGAAGAUUCAUUUGUAGAAAUUUGGUUUUCAGGAAGUGAUGCAUCACAAUUUAUUGAUUUAUUAUGUUUAAAACGUAGUGGUGAAUUAAUUCGUUAUGUAAUGAGUCGUGAUGAUAUAGCAUCAUGUGCAGAAGAUAAAUUUGAUUUUAAUAUAACUUGUGCAAUUAUUGAUUCAAAUCAAAAUCAACUUUAUAUUGUUCCUUUUAAUACAAAAUCAAUUGAAAUUUGGAAAAUUGUUGAUACAAAUCCAUUUAUUAUUAAAAUAAAAGAAAUUCUAGACGAAGAAGAAGAAGAAGAAGAUAAUAAUAAUAUUUAUAUAUAUGGUCUUGCACUUUCACCAAAUGAAUCUUAUCUUGUAUCAAUAUUAUCUGAUCAAUCAAUUGUUCUUUAUCAAAAUAAUGAACAACUUCAUUGUUUAUCUAAGUUAAAAAUCCCUGAUAAUCGUUCAUUUAUUUGUGAUUUUAAUUAUUGGGAUAAUAAAACUUUAAUAUUAUUUUAUUCUGAUGGUUCAAUAAGUUUUCAUGAAGGUAUAGAAACAUUAGAAGAAUAUCGUUAUGAAUCAAAACAAUUAAAUGAAUGGGCACGUUUUUGUCGUCGAACAUCAAAUGAAUUAUAUUUAAUUGAUUGUCAAAUAGAAAAUGAAAUUGAAAAUGAAAUAGAUGAAGAAAAUUCUAAUAUAAUAUCACGUUUAUUUCAUUCAUUAAAAGAUUCAAUUGAAUUAAUAAAUGAACGAUUAAUAUUACUUGAACAUAGUGAUCCUUGUCGUUUAAUAGAAAAUUUAGUUUCAAAAGGUGAAUAUGGACAAGCAUUACGUGUUUGUAAAGUAUUUAAUCGAAUAGAUUUAUCUGAUCAAAUACAUGAAAAAGCAUUACGUUUAUCAUCAUCACAAUUAGGUGCACAUUUAACACGAAUUCAAUCACGUCUUCAUGUUCUUCAAUUAUGUACAACUAUUUUAUAUCCAACAUUUAAUGAACAAUUUAAUUUAAUACAAUUUGGUCUUAAUCAAGCAACGAGAAAACAAUUAUUUGAUAAUUUAUAUUAUUCAGAUCAACCUUUUUUUCAAACAAUUUAUGAUGAAAAUUUAUAUUUAAAAGAUAUUCAACCAAAACAAAUACCUUUAAAUAUUCCACAAAAACAAGUUUUACUUUAUAGAAGAAAAUUAUUAGAUGAAAAAAGAAAAUUAUAUUUAUAUGAUGAUCUUAUUAAUAAAUAUAAAAUAUUUCAACAAUAUCAAUCAAAUAUUUUUGAAAAAUUUAGAGAAUGGGAUUAUAAACAAAUUGCAUUAAGAUCUGCUAGAGAAGGACAUUUGAAAGGUUUAAGAGUUGUGUUAGAACGUGCAAUUCCAUCGAUAUCAUCAAUUGAUAUUUUGUCAAUAUUAAAUGAAAUUCCUGAAAUAGUUCCAUUGUCGGAAUAUGAAGAUUUAAUUCCAAAAUAUUCUUUAAUUGAAGAAAAAGAAUUUAAUCGUAAAGAAAAUGAUUGGAGUGAUGAAUUUCUAUCACCAUAUGAAGAAACAAAAGAAGAAAUUGAUCAAUUAUUAUUUAUUGAAUGGUAUAAAAAAAGAAUUCUUUCAUUUGAAUCAUUUGGUUUUAUUGAAAAUGCUCUUCAAUUAUGUAAACAUGCUUUAGAAAUUGAAAAUUUCAAAGAAUUUUCUUUAUUUUAUAAUAAUCUUUAUCUUGAAUAUUUAUUAAAUAAAACAUCUGAUCAAGAUUUAACAUUAGAACAAAUUAAAAUAAUGUCAGAAGAAGAAAUAAUUGAUUUAAUAUUAACAUUUAAAAAUAAUUCUAUACAAGAUGAUAUUGAUAAACGUAUUCAACAAGUUUUAUUACCAUCAAUGGAUUUAAUUCAACAAUCAAAUGAAUAUUUAAAAAAAGUUUUGAUUAAAAAAUUACAAAAUAAUUUUGAUAUUUAUCCAAUAAUUAAUUCAUUGAAAUUAAAAACAAAUUUUAAACAAAAUAAUUUUGAUCAAUUAAUUAAAGAUUUAAUUUUAAAUGUUAAUUCAACUAAUCAAAUAUCUAUUUGUCAACAAUUAUUAACAUUAAUCAAUGAUAAACAACAUUUAGAAUAUAUUAUUGAAUCAUGUCGAAUUUUUAUAAAAUGGUCUCUUCCAAUGAUUCCAUCAGAAAUUAUUAGAAUUUUGGAAUCAGACGAAUCAUUAUCAAAUGCAAUCGUUCUUCUUACACAAUCAGCAAUCAAAGAAGAAAUGAAUAAAAUAAAUAUAUCAAUGGGUAAUGAACUUUAUCGUGAUCUUGAACGAAUAUGUCGUCAUCGUUUAUCAUCACAAACACUGUCAAAUUUAUUUAUUUCAAGUUUAUUAAAAUCUGAUAGUAUUGAAUGUUUUCAAAUUGUUCGUUCAAUGUUAUUACGUUUUCAUAUACCAUUAAUUAUUCAAGCAGCAAUUGAUUAUAUUGAUUCAGCAAAAAAUGGACAAGAUAGAAGUAUUCUUCUUGCUAAACAUUGUUUGGAUUUAAUCGAUGAUCAAUCAUUAGUUGUCAAUGAACGAAAUUUAAUUGAAUCACAAAAUAUUUGUGAUUUUUUUCAUUAUUCUAUAACACCUCUUGAAAUUCGUCGUCAUCCAAAUCCUAUACAAAUAAUUCCUGCUAUUCUUAAUUCAAAUCCUCAAGCUUAUAAAAAUACAAGCAAAUUAAUAUCAUUAUCAUCAUAUCUUCAAACUGGUAAUAAACAAGAUAAAAAAGAUCGAUGUAUGCUUUAUAUUGCUGAACAUUGUCUUAAAAUCAAUGAUUUAAAUAUGUGUUGGGAAUUAUGUUCUUCAUUAGUUGAAGAAAAUUAUGGUCCAUCAUGGAAAUGUUGUUGGGAAUUAAUUAAUAAAAAUCCAUCAUAUAUUAAUCAAUCAAUAUUAUCAUUUAUUAGUCUUCAUUGUGAUGAAAUUCUAUUGGGUGAUGUUUUGAAAAAAUCUAUUUCUAUUCGAGAUCAAUCAAUACCAAAUGAAGAAUAUCGAGUUACAUCAACUUAUUCAUAUUAUACAAAUUCAUUUUAUGAUCGAGAUUAUUCUCAACAGAUGGAAUUAAAAGAAAUUCCAUUAUUAAAAUCUCCACCCAUUGAUGAAAAAAGUGCAAUAAAAUAUGUUAAUAUUGAUACACCAUUAUUUAUUAUGGUUUAUUUAACAUCAAAUACAAAUAAUGAUAUUUUAAUCGAAAAAGAUAAUGAAUAUGCAUUACAAUUAUCAAUUUAUUGUCAAUCAUUAAUGAAAGGUUCUACACCACGUAAUUUAAAUGCAAUACCAUCAAUGAUAAUAAAUAAAACAUUAAUUGAAAAUAAUGAAAAUUAUAAUCGUUUAUUACGAAAUCGUCAAUAUUCAAUAUUAAAUCAAUUAGAUAAUUCAAUUGAUUUAAAUCGUUUUGAAAAUGAUAGUGAAUAUCGUCGUUUAACAAUACUUGGUCUAUUUAUGUGUGAUAAUCCUUCAUUUGAAUAUAGUGAACAAUUAGCAAUUAAAUAUAAUAUAUCAAUUGAUGAAUGUCAUCAUUCAUAUUUUGAAUAUUUAUUAACAAAUUCAAGUUUAUCAUUAAAUGAAAUACGAAAAAAAAUCAAACCAUUAUUAAAUUCAGAAAGAAUUAAAAAAAAUCGACAAACUAAAUUAGAUUUAGUUAAACGUUUACAUACAAAUGUUUUUCCAUUUAUUGAUGGAAAAGAUUAUGAACGUUUAAAACUUUUUUAUGAUAUUAAAAAAUCUUUAGGAGAUUUAACACAUGCACAAAAACAUAUUCAAGCUAUACAACAAUUAAAUAAUAUUAUUAAUAAUGAUUUUGAUUACAAAUUCUUUCUUUCAUCACCGGAAUUAUUUAUCGAAAAAUAUUCGAAUGAUUCAAAUAUAAUAAAUCUUGGUUUAGCACUUGAUCAAAUUAAAAUCUCAUCAUCAUUAAUAAUAACACCAAGUUGGAUAUAUUCAUAUUAUUUACGAUAUAAUCCAUCAUCAUCAUUAAUAUAUGAUUUAUUAAAUCGAAUAACAUUAUUUGAAGAUUUUAAUUUAUGUAUUGAAAAUUUAUUAUUACCAAAAAAUAUUUUUUUAAUUAAUAAACGAAUAAAAAUAAUUGAAUAUUCAAUAAAACAAAUUAUAUCUAAAGAAGAUCAACAAUGGAAAGAAUUAGAAGAAAAAUUAAAUAAACAUUUAUUACGUCUUGAAAUUUUAUAUAAACUUUUACCAGAUUAUUCACAAGAUGAAUUAAAUCAAAUAGAUCAAUGUGAAAAUAUUCAACAACAAGAAGAAAUUUUAUCAAAUUUAUUAUCUAAACAUGGACAAUUUUAUUUAAUUAUUUAUUUAAAAAAUAAUAUUUUUUAUGAUAUAUCAAUUUAUCAUAUUUUACAAUUAACUAUUGAAAAAAUAAGUCAAGAAAUAAAAUCUGGUAAUGAAGAUAGUUAUUUACGAUUAGAUUAUUUAUUAGAAAAUAUAUCUAUGGAUGAUAUUAAUAAAAAAGAAUUAUUUUCUUGUUUACAACAAAUGUGUCGUUCAGAAAUAAUUGAUCGACGUGUUCGAUAUAAAUUAAUUGAUAAACUUGAUAGAAUGUUUGAUAAACAAGGUCUACAAUCAGAUGAUCUUUUAUUAUUUGAACAAUAUCGUUUAUCAACUUUACUUUCAUCAUUUGAUUCAUUUACUGAAUUAAAAAAAGAAGAUAUUGAAACUGAUGAAAAUCGUUCUAUUCUUUUUCAAAAAUAUCUUUUACAAUCGGAAAGACUUAUUCAUUUUGAAUCUCUUAUUCAAAUUCUUAAUAAUACUUGGUCAAAACAACAAAUUAAUUAUAUGAAAGGAUCACAUGGAUUAAUUUUAAAAAAUGAAUUAAUUUUAGCAAUGAUUGAAAAAAAUUCCGAUUGGGAAAGAAUAUUAACGGAAAAUAUUAUUCAAUUUGAUGAAGAAGAAAUGAAUUCAUUAAUAAAAUAUUUAUACAAUUCAACAGAUCUUAUGUCUUAUGCAUAUAAACUUUGGUUAAUAAAUCCAAUAUCAUCAUUAGCUGAUUUACUUUUUCGAUCACCAUCUGAAUUAAUGAUUGAUAAAAAAUUUUUAUUAAUGUCAAUUGAAAGAAAUCGUGUUAAUGAUUUAUUAUCAAUAAAUCCAUUAUUAUUUGAUUAUUAUUUAAAUGAAAAUUUAUCUUAUGAAGAAAAACGUAAAGUUCUAAAUCAAAUUGAACAUAAUGAAGAAUUUCUUUUAAAAAUUGCUCAGCUAUUUAUACAUAAUGAAGAUUAUUCAUCAUUUAUAUCAUUUGGUCUAAUUAUUGAUACUUUACAGAAAUAUUUUUUAAAUAAAUAA